Pediculus humanus corporis (human body louse) is the source of this 1656-nucleotide messenger RNA. RefSeq names its product Hsp60 protein, putative. Gene Ontology annotation, biological process: protein folding. Gene Ontology annotation, cellular component: chaperonin-containing T-complex. The coding region runs from base 1 to 1656 and encodes 551 amino acids. Gene Ontology annotation, molecular function: ATP hydrolysis activity; ATP binding; ATP-dependent protein folding chaperone. The record is from RefSeq and is a predicted model, not a curated record. The transcript is spliced from 10 exons. NCBI's taxonomy places the organism in Eukaryota, Metazoa, Arthropoda, Insecta, Psocodea, Pediculidae.
AUGACCGCUUUACCGGGAACAAUAGCUUUUGAUGAAUAUGGACGACCAUUCAUUAUUAUUCGAGAUCAAGCAAAUCAAAAAAGACUUACUGGACUUGAUGCCUUAAAGAGUCAUAUUGUUGCCGGCAAAACUAUUGCUAACACACUCAGAACAUCACUUGGACCGAAAGGUUUGGAUAAAAUGAUGAUUUCUGCUGAUGGUGACGUUACUGUAACUAACGAUGGGGCAACAAUAUUGAAAUUAAUGGAUGUUGAUCAUGAAAUAGCAAAACUAAUGGUUCAGUUGUCCCAGAGUCAAGAUGAUGAAAUAGGUGAUGGUACUACUGGUGUUGUUGUUUUGGCUGGAGCUUUAUUAGAACAAGCUGAAGCAUUGUUAGACAAAGGUAUUCAUCCGAUAAGAAUAGCAGAUGGAUAUGAAUUGGCUGCUCAAAGCUGUGUAAAACAUUUAGACACUAUUGCUGACUCUUUUCCAAUUUCUCAAGAUAAUUUAGAACCCCUAAUUAAAACUGCAAUGACCACGUUAGGGUCAAAAAUUGUUAACAAGUGUCAUAGGCAAAUGGCAGAAAUUGCAGUUAAUGCUGUUUUGGCAGUUGCUGAUUUGGAAAAAAAAGAUGUCAAUUUUGAACUUAUUAAAGUUGAGGGGAAAGUAGGUGGACGCUUAGAAGAUACCAUUCUUGUUAAGGGAGUCAUUGUGGACAAAGAUUUUAGUCAUCCUCAAAUGCCAAAGGCAAAUGUCAAGUUAGCCAUUCUUACCUGCCCAUUUGAACCACCAAAACCUAAAACCAAGCAUAAGUUGGAUGUAACUUCUGUUAAGGAUUACAAGGAAUUAAGAAAAUAUGAGCAAGAUACAUUUAAUCUUAUGGUGAAGCAAGUGAAAGAUGUCGGUGCAACUUUGGCUAUUUGUCAAUGGGGAUUCGAUGAUGAAGCAAAUCAUUUAUUAUUGCAAAAUAAUUUGCCAGCUGUUCGUUGGGUUGGUGGGCCUGAAAUUGAGUUGAUAGCCAUAGCUACAGGUGGAAGAAUAGUUCCACGAUUUGAAGAACUCACUCCUGAUAAAUUGGGUAAAGCCGGUUUAGUAAGAGAGUUGAGCUUUGGCACAUCAAGAGACAAAAUGCUUGUGAUUGAAGAGUGUCAUAAUUCUAGAGCAGUGACUAUAUUUAUUCGUGGUGGAAACAAAAUGAUUGUUGAAGAGGCUAAGCGUUCCAUUCACGAUGCUCUUUGUGUCGUUCGAAACUUGAUUCACGAUUCAAGAAUUGUAUAUGGUGGAGGAGCUGCUGAAAUAUCUUGCGCUAUUGCUGCCAAUCAGCAAGCAGAUAAGAUUUCGUCCCUAGAACAGUACGCGUUCCGUGCAUUCGCUGAAGCAUUAGAAAGUAUUCCUCUUGCCUUGGCUGAAAAUUCAGGUUUAUCAUCAAUCAAUACCUUAACCGAUAUUAAAGCUCGUCAAAUUAAAGAAAACAAUCCUGCUUUGGGUAUAGAUUGCAUGUUGAAAGGCACCAAAGACAUGAAACAACAAAAUGUUAUCGAAAGCCUUCAUUCUAAAAAACAGCAAAUCCUUUUAGCCACUCAAUUGGUAAAAAUGAUUCUCAAAAUUGAUGAUAUUCGUUCUCCUGGAGAAAUUAAAAUGUCGGAUUUUUAUAUUAAAUUUUUUUCUCAAUAUUAA